Molecule: messenger RNA, 2595 nt
Organism: Carlito syrichta (Philippine tarsier)
Lineage: Eukaryota; Metazoa; Chordata; Mammalia; Primates; Tarsiidae
Gene: KLB
Product: klotho beta
Exons: 6
Coding region: 16-2595 (859 amino acids)
Biological process (GO): fibroblast growth factor receptor signaling pathway; carbohydrate metabolic process
Molecular function (GO): fibroblast growth factor binding; fibroblast growth factor receptor binding; hydrolase activity, hydrolyzing O-glycosyl compounds
Source: RefSeq, a predicted model, not a curated record
CGCUAUAGGAAUACAAUGUCCAACGGGAGACUGCCAAGACCUGUCAUCCUGUCAGUGUUGAUUCUGCUAAGAGCUGUCACUGGAUUCCCUGGAGACGGAAGAGCUAUAUGGUCUAAAAAUCCUCACUUGAGUCCGGUAAAUGAAAAUCAGCUGUUUCUCUAUGACACUUUCCCUGAAAACUUUUUCUGGGGUGUUGGGACUGGAGCUUUCCAAGUGGAAGGGAGUUGGAAGGAGGAUGGAAAAGGACCCUCCAUAUGGGAUCAUUUCAUCAGCACACACCUCAAGAAUGUCAGCGGUGACAAUGGUUCCAGUGACAGUUAUAUUUUUCUGGAAAAAGACUUAUCGGCCCUGGAUUUUCUAGGAGUUUCUUUUUAUCAAUUUUCAAUUUCCUGGCCAAGGCUCUUCCCUGAUGGGACAGUAGCCCUUGCCAACGCAAAAGGUCUCCAGUACUAUAAUAGUCUUUUAGAUGCUCUGGUGCUUAGAAAUAUUGAACCUGUAGUUACUCUGUACCACUGGGAUUUGCCUUUGAUGCUACAAGAAAAAUACGGAGGGUGGAAAAAUGAUACCAUGAUAGACAUCUUCAACGACUAUGCCACAUACUGUUUCCAGACGUUUGGAGAUCGUGUCAAAUAUUGGAUCACAAUUCACAACCCGUAUCUAGUUGCUUGGCAUGGAUAUGGGACAGGUAUGCAUGCUCCUGGCAAGAAGGGAAAUUUAGCAGCUGUCUACACUGUGGGCCACAACCUCAUCAAGGCACAUGCAAAAGUUUGGCAUAACUACAACACACAUUUCCGCCCACAGCAGAAGGGCUGGGUAUCGAUCACGCUGGGAUCCCACUGGAUUGAGCCCAAUCGAUCGAACAACAUGGUAGAUAUACUCAAAUGCCAACAGUCCAUGGCUUCUGUGCUCGGAUGGUUUGCCAGCCCUAUCCACGGGGAUGGUGACUACCUGGAGGGCAUGAAGCAGAGGCUGCUCUCUGUUCUGCCCCUGUUCUCUGACGCCGAGAAGGAUGAGGUGAGAGGUACAGCUGACUUCUUUGCCUUUUCCUUUGGACCCAACAAUUUCAAGCCCCUGAACACGAUGGCUAAGAUGGGGCAAAAUGUGUCACUCAACUUGAGAGAGGUGCUGAACUGGAUCAAACUGGAAUAUGGCAACCCUCGAAUCCUGAUUGCUGAGAACGGCUGGUUCACAGACAGUCAUGUGAAAACAGAGGACACCACGGUCAUCUACAUGAUGAAGAACUUCCUCAACCAGGUGCUCCAAGCAAUAAGGUUGGAUGACGUGCAAGUCUUUGGUUACACCGCCUGGUCUCUCCUGGAUGGCUUUGAAUGGCAAGAUGCUUACACCAUCCGCCGAGGAUUAUUUUACCUGGAUUUUAACAGCAAACAGAAAGAAAGGAAACCCAAGUCUUCGGCCCAUUACUAUAAGCAGAUCAUACGAGAAAAUGGUUUUACUUUAAAAGAGUCCACGCCAGACAUUCAGGGUCAGUUUCCCUGUGACUUCUCCUGGGGUGUCACUGAAUCCGUUCUGAAGCUACGGGGACCCCGAGCGGCCGCGGGCAGCUGGGACGACCGCGCGCAUCGGUCCCUUCCAGUCCCACCCGGAUCCCGGGCCUGCGGCUGCCGCCCGACUCCCCUGCUCCGCCCUCCCAGCUCCGCGGGGUCGCCCCGCCGACUUCACCUAGCCCGAAGCCGGGGCCCCCUGCGCUCGCCCGCGGCUCGCUCCUGGACUGCCGCCGCCGGGGGGACCCCGACCGCGACAACUGACUCAGGAGGCCACACGACACCUAAGGCGCGCUCCGGCCCCGCGGCGCUCCACGGCCGGUCCCGGCAGACGGGGACAACACCCGCUCGCAAACGCGCGGCGCCCGCGUACCGGCGGCCAUGCUGCUCGGGGAGAAACGCGCGGGGCCCAGCAUGCCUUGCGCCGCCGUCACGUCCUCUCCCAGCAUCCCCCGCGGCGUGGGCCCUCUUGGGGCUUCGCGGGGCGGGUCCCGGUCCCGGGGCCGAGCUUUUCCGUGGCCUGGGCUCCCCCACCCGCCUGGCCGUGGUCCCCUGGGGGCAGCGCAGGCUGCUGCGCUGGGUGCGGGACAACUACGGCGACGUGGACGUGUACCUCACGGCCAACGGCGUCGACGACCCGUCCCUGGAGGACGACCAGCUGCGGAAGUACUACCUGGAGAAGUACGUCCAGGAGGCGCUGAAAGCAUACCUGAUUGAUAAAGUCAAAAUCAAAGGCUAUUAUGCAUUCAAACUGACUGAAGAAAAGUCUAAACCCAGAUUUGGAUUCUUCACAUCUGACCUGAAAGCUAAAUCCUCAGUACAGUUUUACAACAAACUGAUCAGCAGCAACGGCUUCCCUUCCGAGAACAGCGGUCCUAGAUGUGGUCAGAUCCCAGCACACACGGAGUGCGCAAUCUGCUUGUUCCUUGCACAGAAGAAGCCACUGAUCUUCCUGACUUGUUGCUUCUUCUCCACUUUGGUUCUCCUUCUGUCAAUUACCAUUUUUCAUCAGCAAAAGAGAAGAAAAUUUUGGAAAACAAAGAACUUACAACACAUACCUUUAAAGAAAGGCCAUGAGAGAGUUCUUAGUUAA